AUGAAAGACGUGGAGGAAAACAGUGUUAUAACUCAGUGUAUGAAGCACGGGGUCAUGCGUAUGCUGGCAUGGAGGAUAUUGUUGAUCUCGCAGGGGUUCGCAUCGUUCUUUGCUAUGCGGCAAAUUGGACCAAGAUGCGCCCGAUGGACUGAUCGAAACCCAAGUCAAGUCUUUUACGCAGCACAUAUCCGCGCAGGAAGAACUGAUGCAUUGUACAAGCCAAGACCUGAAGUUACAGAUGUGCAGCGUAUGGCUCUCGAAGACCUGAAAGACGUGGCGAACUUUUUCGAUUCUGCGAUGAACCGGCUACGAAGGGUUGAGAUGGCAAAAGAAACCAGCCUCGACAAUUCCUUCGAGACACCAUCUGAACUGGGAAUAUUCGUUUCCAGUUAG
This is a messenger RNA of Aspergillus wentii DTO 134E9, 393 nucleotides long. RefSeq lists its product as uncharacterized. The transcript is spliced from 2 exons. NCBI's taxonomy places the organism in Eukaryota, Fungi, Ascomycota, Eurotiomycetes, Eurotiales, Aspergillaceae. The record is from RefSeq and is a predicted model, not a curated record. Bases 1 to 393 code for a protein of 130 amino acids.